AACAUACGGAGUGGGUUCGAAAAACACUUUUAAAUUAGAAUAUUUUUGUCGAGGUGGGUGUAUCUUGGAAAAGGUUUUAGAAAACGUUAAAAAGAGACAGUGUUUUAGCUCUCCCCCCUUUUUUAUUCUACAGGGCAGUUUUGGGUUUUGGGUUUCAAGACAUGUCACGAUCUCCGUGUGUCGCAGCUGCUAGUUUGAAAAGCUUUUUACCUAUUAAAGAUUUUAAAAGUCCCAAUCAUUUGAAGUUGAGUCCAGUUCCAGCUGGUCACACUCAAUAUCACACCUUGUUAUCACCUUUUCCACAGUGCAACCCCCAAUCCACACCUUCAUUAUCCCCAUCAUCUAGCCAUUUUAACUUCAAUAGUCCAAAUAAUUUUUUUCAGAAACGAGAUAGUAUUUCACUUUCUGUUGAUAGUCCCCAUAGGCUGCUUUUUGCUUCAAAAAUUAAGACCACUCUCAACUCAUCUAAUGUACUAGGACGGGGAAGGUUUGGUCAAGUUGUGUUGGCAAAGUAUAAAGAUGCACAAGUUGCUGUUAAAAUAAUAAAGAAUGCUGCAAAAGAACAGGUCAAUGAAAUAAAUGGGGAAAAGCUGUCACAUCCCAACAUAAUCAGCACUCUUAAAAUAGAGAAAGUUGAUGAUGAUGUUCUAAUUUUAAUGGAACCUUGGGGUUCCCUUAACCUUCAACAACUUCUUAGCAUGUCUUUGAAAAUUCCAUGGGGAGACAUUCUCAGCUAUUCGACACAAUUAGCCAUGGCUCUUGAAUAUUGUCAUGCAAAUGGAGUGCUGCACCUUGAUGUGAAACCUGCUAAUAUUAUGGUGAAAAGUGAAAAAUGGAUUAAAUUGGGAGACUUUGGAAAUUCUGCAAACAUUCAUCAGCUUGAUUUAUUCCAGUACCAACAAAGAGUAGGUACAGUUUCUUACUGUUCCCCAGAAAUACUUCAAGGGGAUGUUCCCUCAACAAAAUCUGAUGUCUAUUCCUAUGGUAUAACAUUAUGGCAAUUUGAACACAAUCAAAUACCUUUUUCUGACUUGGACUGGCCCACUGUAGCAUACCUGGUUGUUGCCAAGGAUGAAAGACCAGUCCUCAAUAGUAAUUGUAAUGAAGAAGAAACAACAUUUAGUAAGCUUUAUCAAAGCUGUUGGCAACCAAAACCUGAAGACCGCCCAACUAUGUCAGAAAUUGUAAAUAUUCUCAAGGAUUUGAGUGAAUGAUGUAUUGUCUUUCGAAAAUUAAAGAAAAAUUCAUGAAUGA
Messenger RNA from Daphnia pulex (common water flea), 1254 nucleotides. Its product is annotated as serine/threonine-protein kinase mos-like. Gene Ontology annotation, biological process: protein phosphorylation. The record is from RefSeq and is a predicted model, not a curated record. The transcript has 5 exons. Gene Ontology annotation, molecular function: protein kinase activity; ATP binding. NCBI's taxonomy places the organism in Eukaryota, Metazoa, Arthropoda, Branchiopoda, Diplostraca, Daphniidae. The coding region runs from base 162 to 1214 and encodes 350 amino acids.